CUGAGUACCUGGCAGCCAUGUUCGGUGGAAGUCGGAGCGGUGUGUUCAGCCUCACCAAGGCUUUCCUCAAUCCCUCCCUCCCUACCCGCUCAGCUCCGCUCAAACCCAGCCGUCUUUGCUUCCCGUAUGCACGAAGAUCUUCUCAGGCUAACAGUAACGAGUCGGAUUACGGAGACGUGAGAGAGGGUGAGGAUGCCGUAAAGACGAGGAAGGCCUUCCAGAAAGCAAAGGACUCGAUGCAGGAGUAUUUGAAAGAGGCUAAGGAGAAAGCCGAGGAGGCAAAGGAGGAAACCGGUUCAGUGGCGGCGAAGGCGAAGGAGACGGCGGAGCAGGGAACUAGCACCACGACGGAGAAGUCAAAGGCGACCGCCAAUGCAGCGCGCGAGAAGGCAUCCGGUGCUGCCGAGAAGACGAAGGAGACGGCCGAGACGGCCAAGGAGAGGGCCAAGUCGGUGGGAGAGAGAGCCAAGGAAAGGGCGGAGGAAGGAGUGGAGAGGGCACAGAGCAUACGAGAGAGAGCGAAGCAGACGAUGCAGGAGGCGUGGGAGGCGGCCAAAGAGACGACACAUAAGAUCAAGGAGACCGUGGUCGGCAAAGACCAGGACACGCCCAAGGAUGCAGGGAAUGGUGGGACGAAGGAAAACGUCAGGGUGGCAAGGGAAUCCGCGGAAGACGAUGCGAGGAAGCAUGGAAGAGAUGAGUUGAAAGAUUAGCUUAAGGUUUCGACGGCAUUCCUUCUGUGUUUCGGUGUAAUUAACAGAGCUUGUUCUGCUAAUAUGGCUGUCGUGGAAGUUGUCUCAAAAGGCAUAUUAAAAUGA
Molecule: messenger RNA, 818 nt
Organism: Musa acuminata AAA Group (dessert banana)
Lineage: Eukaryota; Viridiplantae; Streptophyta; Magnoliopsida; Zingiberales; Musaceae
Exons: 2
Coding region: 18-713 (231 amino acids)
Source: RefSeq, a predicted model, not a curated record